Messenger RNA from Penicillium brevicompactum, 513 nucleotides. RefSeq names its product prefoldin subunit 5. The transcript has 4 exons. Gene Ontology annotation, biological process: regulation of DNA-templated transcription; protein folding. The record is from RefSeq and is a predicted model, not a curated record. The coding region runs from base 1 to 513 and encodes 170 amino acids. NCBI's taxonomy places the organism in Eukaryota, Fungi, Ascomycota, Eurotiomycetes, Eurotiales, Aspergillaceae. Gene Ontology annotation, cellular component: cytoplasm; prefoldin complex.
AUGUCACAAAGCGCCGGCUCAGACGGUGCGCCUCCGGGCCAGAUCAACCUCGCCUCCCUUUCCGUCCCGCAGCUGCGCGCACUGCAAACCCGUCUCACCUCCGAAUUGGAACACCUGACGACCUCACACACGAAGCUCCGCGCAGCCCAGGCCAAGUUCCGCGACUGUGUGCGCUCGAUCACCGAUGGUGUGACUGGUAAUGAGAAGAAGGGGACCGAUGGUCGUGAUGAGAUCCUGGUCCCCCUGACCAGCUCGCUAUACGUGAAGGGACGCCUGACGGACCGGGAGAAGGUGCUUGUGGACGUCGGAACUGGUUUCUACGUUGAGAAGACUCCCUCCAAGGCGAUCGCAUUCUAUGAUGAGAAGGUCAAGGGCCUGGAGGAGAACUUGCAGGAAUUGGAGAAGAUUGUACAAACCAAGAGCACACAAUUGCGCGUCGUGGAAGAAACAUUGAGACAGAAGAUGCUUGCCGGAGAGGGUGCCCCUCCUCAGGCGGCGGCUGCUGCAGGCUAA